GGUCUGGCCCACAAGUGGCAAGGGAUCAGUACACUUAACAUCCAUGAUAUUAGAAAAAUAAAGCAUGUCAAGAUCUGAUUGACUGAGUCUGGAACCAUUUUCUUAAUCCACACAAAGUAGCUGCUUUGACAUUUGUUGUUGACUUCACAUUGAGAAUUUUUAGUCUUGAAAUCUGACUUUGGUUGCAUCCGGGAUCACUUCUUAAUGUUUGAACAGCUGAGAAGGAAGUAUGCAGGUGUAAAAUGUCAUGAAACUCGGACAGGUUUUACUUUUUAUUUCUUUUUUUUGUGACUCGCACACGAGGGAAUGGACUCUGAACAACAGCUCAACAUCUGUCCUUGCAUAACUCGAUUUAAUCUCACAAGAUCUACUGAGAAUCUAUCUAUGAAUGUAGAUAUGUAUCCAAAGUAACUAAAAGCUUUCUCAUCAGAUCUGAAUCUGAGUUUGUGUAGAGUUAGUGCCAAGGUGUGACAUCACGAGGGAGGAGACAUCACAGGUUGGCUGUUACCAAGCAGGCAGUUUUACCUCUUAAGGCUGCAGUGGAGUUUGUGUGCAGCGUUUUGUAGGAUUAAGCAAUAAGUCUGGUGAAAUUCGUGCAUUUCUGUCUCAUUACUUUCGGACAUCACAGUCCUGUUUGUGUCACUGAGCCAGAGAAGGUUUUGUGUUUCCUUCUGAUGACGUACAUUGAUAUAUUCUUAUUGUCUUUCUCUGCGAUAAGCUUCCUCUGUACUGCCGCUUUAUGGCAUCGUAGCCAUCAAUGCGUGUUUUAAAGUCCGUAUCUCCCCCAUUGGCAACAUCAAACGCAUUUUAAAUAUGCGAUUAUACAAAAUUUGGCCCUGCCAGUUAUGGAUUUAUGCUCAUAUGUAUGUGCUACACUCCAUUAAAGGAUUUUUCUGAGACCUUCAAGAUGAAAAAUAUCUCAAUUAAAAAUGCACCUUGUGUAGCGGUUGGCAUGCCAGAGUGCCAUUCAUUAGCUGCUGUAUGCAGACAUGGCGUCUUAGAGCAGCCUAGUGAAAUUACAGGGGGAAGGACUGACAGCAAAGUCCAUAACAGUCCCAAAUAACACCCUGCUAUGACAAGGGAAAUUACCCGUCUUUGGAAUUGAGAUUUUAAUCGCGGGAUAUAAUGGUAUCGGCAUGAGGAAUGUGCAGUACGUGUACUCUGAUGCUUUCAUGUUUUGAUAAAUGCGGUGCCGAGGCUUAUUGUCAGUUUUGGGGAUUAUUGAGCAUUCUUUGGCAAAUAAGCAGAUUACUAAUUUUCUUCAAAUGGUAUGUUGAUUUAUUACCACUUGGAUGUUGAAGGAGGAUUAUCUCGCACUUCAUUCAUCAGGAUUUGGAGGAUAAAAUGAUCAUUUGUGUUUCAAGAAAACACCUUAUCGGAUAUAAUUCAUAUUCAUUCUGCAGUUUGGUUAACGCUGAAUAUCUUUGGCCGGAUUACGGUACAACCAGCCGGUUAUUACAUCCAGGCCCCAUUAAGAUUGUGUCAUUAUGUGCACGGCUCAGUGGCUGCACUCAAUGAGGGGAUCAGUAUAAGGAGUUCCCACAAUCUCUCAGGUGUCCUAUGCACAGGACAGCCUGGCCCAGGUUCACACAUAAAGGCUGCUUUUGUCUGGAGGAGGGAACAGGUAACCAUUUGUGCCUGCACUACUAGGUGUGCAUGAACUUCUGUUUGUGUGUGCGCAUAGGUGUGUGUGUGUGUGUGUUUGUGUUAGUGAGAGUGAGUGCAGGAGAGAAACAUAGAGCGAUACCACUGAUUGGGCGGCAUGCCAUUACCUCAAGGUGCAGGUGUGGCUUUUCAACAGCCUCAUGUUCACAGCGCACAGCACCACACACGUGUGCUCAUAGAAAGCAGGUAAACCAUUAUCCAUGAUCCAGUUUGUGAGUCCCCAGACGAACCGACACCAUUUUAAACAUAGUUGGACAUCCAGGAAAAGCAUUUUUUCCUCUUUAAGUGCAGAUCUAAGGGCAUCUUACACAACAUACAUUGAAUCAAAUGACCAUUACUUUGUUUCAAUUAGUAUCACUUGCAAAUCUGAAGGGUUGUGUUUUUGUGAGUUGCAAAGUUCAAGACCAUGGCACUGCCAGGCGUCUGACUUGUGUUGCUCUUAAAAUAUAGUUCCAAGGAAACGGAAGGCCUCGGAAAAGGCAAAUGGCUUUACCACAGUUUUGCACUUGAUGGCCCACGUUAACACACUCAUGGAAGGAGAGGAGCAAGAAGAUCGGUAUUGGUACUUUAAGAGCGACUCCUAUGCCCACGUUAAUUCAAUAGCCAAGCCUUGAACUUGCAUUCCUUCCCUUUACCCUCAGGGUGCAGCUCUUGCAAAAAUAAGUUUGCUUAUAACGACGUCAAUGAGUAAAUUACCCUGUUUCUCACAUGAUAUGUUUUUUACCUCUUUAAUCAUUGCACACAUGAGUUUGCUUAUUAUAUUCAUGUUUAUAUUACAGAUGUAAAGUUUAAUGUGAUACUUCUUAAUAUAAUAUGAGGUAUACUUACAGUAUCUCAUGAACAUUUACAGUGUCACAAUGUUAAACAUUAACUUACAAACUUUCGAUCACAGAGGGAAACAAAAAAAAAGUGGCAACUGCUAUGGCAUCAACUUAAAUACAAGGAAUGAAUUUUGUAUUCAUUCACGAAGUAAGCAUUAAUGCAAAUGUACUAUUUUAUUGAAGUUGAAGGUGCUAAGAGAAAUGAAAAUGUUAACAUCUUCCCAGAAGACUAUCCAGCCUACUUCGCUCUCCAAAACAAAUGCACAAAAUGAAGACAUAUGAGCAAAAAUAACAAAUAAUUUAACUUUACCCGUUGACCAAAUGAUACUACGGAAAACUGUACAGAGUCACCAAACCACCUUUAAAUGGUUGAACAAUGACUAAAUGUGGCACAAUGUGUGUUUGUCAUUGAGUGUAUGAGUUUGUUUGUCUCCACCCUCUGGACAUAUACUGUAAUCAUGCAAGUGUCCAGGUAACAAUUAAUAUUUUUAAUGAACUGAUUAUUGAAAAAAUUUAUUCCUGAUCUGCUACAAAGGCUUAAGGCUGCAGUAAAUAUGGAGACACUAAAAAAAAACAACUAAGGUUUACAGGUCUCAUCGACUGGGUGAAGAAAAAUGUAAUUAAUCCGGUGCGACUGCAGAAAAGUAACUGAGUUUACAGUUCCUUUGACCCGCUCUUUGAAUCUGGAGUUGAGGGUUGAGGAAGCAGGAGAGUAAAAAGAGACCGAGCUCCACAAGUGUGUUUUAACGGGCUGUCAGGAGAUCUGAGUGAAUGAACGACCCGCCGCUGGGAUUUAACAGAACCUCACUGGGAAUAUUCCAUCACAAAAGGUGCCUGCCAGCUAACGUCUGCCGACAGGAAGGCAAACCAACCAGCAGAGUGAUGGAUGAUCUCGGGUGAAAGCUCUCAUGUGUUCGUUCAGCCAUGCUUCCUGGCUAUGGAUUGUCACCUUUUCCUGAUUUCCAACCCCACCUUCACGCUUUUUGCUGCCGAGGAGAGAGUCCCAGCAUGUGGAUCCCGGGCUCAGGGGAGGCCCAGGCUCUGAGUGAGGCCCAGGAAGACCGGCCUCUCCUCCACCCGCGCCACCACAAGCAUGUCGCUGUGUGCCAGCAGGAAACAUUGGCUUUCAUUGAGCUGCAGCCCCCAGUGACCCCUAAACUGAACGGUCUUAGCUCUCCGACUGCUAUUCCAGAGACACAAUGCGCCGCACACUCCCUGAACGGCUUCACGCGCACUCUAAAUGAACUGAACGACUGCCUCCGCAAUGAGAAUGAGGAGGGGACGGCUGUGAAUUCGACCUCGUGUUCACCUGCGGGUGACUGUCAGCUCAAAUGCCACGAUAGCAUCAGGACUUCUUUAAAAGAGCGGGUGGAACAUGCUCACACGGUCACAGCCGCAUGCCGUCCUCUCCACGCCGCGCUCAGCCUCCCUCUGCCGUUACCUCUGUCCUCUCUCUAUACAAACGGAGACUCCUGGGAGUCUCAGUUACCUUGCUCUCCAUCCUUCCCCGAAGGUCCUGGGUUUCCGAGCCUGGACCCCUGCCAGCUGCAGCGGAGGACAUCGCAAGCAUCAGUGAAAGAGAAGUCCAUCCGGCGAAAGAUGCAGGUUUACUCGUCCGACAGCCCGAGCGAUGAAUCUCUCAGCAGCCCAAUCUUGGACCCAGACUACAUCUUCCAAGGACCUUUUGCAUCUUUCCUGGAGGAGGACCUCGGUGGAUUAUCCUCCCUGGAGGCCUGUCAAUGGCCUUCAUCCACUGACGGUCUUGCACGUCUCCCAAACCUCUGUCCCGAUGAUAUUUUCGAUCUCCCAGAGGAACCGCUGCACAUAAUAGAGGACUCAAUGACCCCGGUGGGGAAAGACAGUGGGAGUAUAGAGACAUCAAGUGCCGUGGGGGGGGGCUUUUUGCCACGCAGCCGCCAGGGGGACCAAGAACGCCGGCGCUUCUCGGCCUCAGAGCUGAUAUCGAGACUGCAGCUCUCUCAGAGGAAGAGCUCGUUCACCUUGAAGCUGGGGAAGUCGCUGUCUGCACGCGUGGCCUCCAGAGACAGACAGGGCCCCAGCAGCAUCAGCCCCAAUGCUGACUAUAAACCCAGCUGCAGGCACCGCAGCUCCGGAGGCUCUAGUGAUAGCGCCCCCCACAGUCCUGUAGGACCUGCACCUACUCCGCCCAGCGGGGACAACAGCACGUCUUUGCAUCGCUGGAGCACAAAACUCGGAAUGCGAAAGAAAUCGAUAGAGGAGGAGCUCUGCACCCUUCCAACCGUUGCUGGUUCCAACCGAUUAUCACGUUUUCUGCCUAGUUCCAUUCUGUACCAGGAAUACAGUGACGUCGCCAUCAACAGAGAGAUCCAGAGGCAGCAAGGGAAGGAGCCGGGCCCAGAGGAGGAGGGGCUCAGGGACGAGGGCUCGGAUGGGGCCCCGUCUCCUUCUAACCUGUCUCCAUCAAGCUCCUUUCGCUCAUCGCGGGGCUCCGCUUUUGCACUGUGGCAGGACAUCCCCGACGUUCGGACCAGCGGCCAGCUCGACAACUUCAGCAAUGAGGAACGGAAAUUACAGGAGGCAAAGUUUGAGCUGGUGACGUCCGAGGCGUCCUACAUUCGUAGUUUGACGAUCGCGGUGGACCACUUCAUGUUGUCUCAGGAGCUCGCCGAGUGUCUUGGAGCUCAGGAUAAGCAGUGGCUCUUCUCCAAGCUGCCUGAAGUCAAAGGUGUCAGUGAGAGGUUUCUUCAGGACUUGGAGCACAGGCUGGAGGAGGACAUUCUGCGUUUUGAUGUGUGCGACAUCGUCCUGGAGCACUGCCCGGCUCUUCGAAGGGUUUAUUUACCCUAUGUGACUAACCAGGCGUACCAGGAGCAGACAUACCAGCGUUUGCUGCAGGAGAAUCCUCGUUUCCCUGGCAUCCUGGCUCGUUUGGAAGAGGACCCAAUCUGCCAAAGACUACCUCUGACCUCUUUUCUAAUCCUCCCAUUUCAGAGGAUCACACGCCUCAAAAUGCUGGUGGAGAACAUCUUAAAGAGGACGACACCAGGCUCCCGAGAUGAGGACACUGCCACGAAGGCUUUCAACGAGCUAAAAAAGAUCAUCAAAGAAUGUAACUCCAGUGUGCAGUCAAUGAAGAGGAUGGAGGAACUUAUUCACCUCAAUAAAAAAAUCAAUUUUGAGGGAAAGAUCUUUCCUCUGAUCUCUCAGUCCCGCUGGUUGGUGAAGCACGGGGAACUCCUAGAAGUGGACACUCAGACGAUGAGUAUUUCUGGAUCAAAGCUCAAGUUGCCCACAAGGCCUGUGUACCUUCAUCUGUUCAAUGACUGUCUGCUUCUAUCCCGGAGGAAGGACACGUUGAAAUUCAUGGUGUUUGUACACGCCAAGAUAGGAGAGCUAAAAGUGAAGGACCUCAGUCAGAAGCUGCAGGGCAUCUCAGGCUUCAUCUUCCACUUGCAGCUUUGUGGAGGCCAACAGCUCAAACACCAAAUCCUGCUCAAGUCCCACACCGAGAGCGGGAAGCAGAGAUGGAUUACAGCCAUGUUUCCAUCUGAUCCGUUUGAAGACAUUGAGCAAGCCAGUGAGAAUGAGGAUAUAUCCCAGGUUCAGUGCAUUAAAAGCUAUCAGGCCCAAGAGCAUGACGAGUUAACACUGGAGAAGGCUGACAUCCUUCACGCUAAGACCAUCACAAGUGAUGGCUGGGUGGAGGGCAUCAGGCUGUCUGACGGAGAACGGGGCUGGUUCCCCAAAACCUACGUGGAAGAAAUCACGAGUCGCAGCGCUCGCCUCCGUAACCUGCGGGAAAAUAUCCGCAUCAAAUGUGUGACGCAGAAACUGGAGGGGGGAAGACUGAUCACUUUUACUGCCUAAUCACUUUACCCAAUCCCUGCUGCACCGUUGACCCCUUUGUCAUCUGUCAAAGGUAUGUUUCAGUUGUCGAGUUGCCUUUUUAAGCUUCGGGAUCAUUUUUGUCAUGAGUUUCGAUGAAUGUGGGACCUAUUUGAAGUACGCAAGUACUAAAACCGACCGACACCUGUGACGUUGUGCGAGCUUUUUUUCUUCUGCAAACAAACUUCCACUUUGGUCUUGGAAAAGAGAAUGCAGGGCUGAAACCGCUUCCAUAUGAAACACGUCGUGUUCAACAGAAGGACAUUUUUUGUUGGAGCUAUUUUCAUUUAAUAAGUCUGAAAAACACAGUAAUCUGAUCAUAUCCAAAGGUAAACCAGUCAAUUUCUCGGCUCAUGUAAGAAUGCACAUGUUUGGACCGUUAAGCGGUCAGCAUGAGAGUCAUUCAGUUGAUGUUGGAUUAUUAGAAAGUUGCUUGCGGUAGAUGGUUCAAUUGGGCUGCAUUAGGACCCAGUAGAGGCCUUUUAUAAGCCAUCUGUCUUCACUCUGUGCCGCUCUUGUUUCAGAAGACAAAUGAAAGGUUUUGAAGAUUUUUCUUUUCUUUCCAUCCGAUAUGUGAUUACACUGCAGUGUUGUUCCUUUGCAUCCAUGUAAUUUGUCAAAAACAUCCUUGCCUAUUUACUAAGGAGGAAGUCCAGACGAGGUUACUCAAGAAUGGUGGUUUUAAUUUGUAUUUUAUUAAAGAGGAUCUGAAAAUUCUGCUGUAACAAGUGAAGGACAGAUUAUCCUGUUAAAAAGGCCACAAUACACAAAUAAGGAUUAAGCGGGCAAUGUUUUUAACAUUUUUUAAAUUGUCAUCAAAUAAACUAUUUAUUAUAAUGGCAAGUAUUGUCUGAGAAGCUAAAGACUGAUCAAUCUUAUACUUCUCUGCCAUAGAGCUCCACUGGUGUCUAAAAACAGUUAAAGACACAAACUUAGACUCAAUGACAUUCCUUUGUUUCUAUGAACACUAUGUGGCUCAUCCCGGACUACAUAAACCACUAAUGCAAAUACUGACAGCACCAAAUAUUUAUUAAAUGCACUAUUUACUAGUACUAAUGUCUGCUAAAAAAACAACACUGCCCGUACAUUAUAGGCAAUGAUUUAGCCUCUUUAACUGUUAAAACUAUAUGUGAGUAAUUUAAAAUCUUUAGUGAGAACACGUUGGGCUAGGUGAUGAGUCCCACCGACACGGUAGAGAUUGUGGUCUUUUUACUUUAGUUGUUGACUGUAAGAAAAGAACAAAAUAAUUUGGAGGAAAUUGACAUCCACCAAAUCAUCUACAUUGACCGUCCAUUUGGUAAGACGUGAAGAUUUUGCCUUUACCUAACUUUUAUCAGUUUUAACCGCGGUUGGACUAACGCAAUGGUUAUUUUCAGCUUAUCAUGCAAUACUGUUAUAUACUGAGGCCUGAAUGACAUUUAGGCCUACGUCUUCCAUAUUACUCCCCUCAUUAGUUGCGAAACUCCCCAAAUGACCAAAAGUGCAGCAUAACGGAGCUGAGACCUGUUAUUAACAAACCACUAUAAUGAACAUUCAAUUGUAAACUUCCAGUGGCACAUACAAUGUUUAUAACCCCCUAUUUUCUAUGUAUGUGUUGUGAGCUGUAAUUUAAUUGGUUGCUGAUGUGUAUUUAUACUCCUCAAGCUGGUUGUUCUCUAAGGAGAUUUUGAUGUAAAUGGCCUUGUUCAGAUGGCUUCAUGUAUAAAGAGUAGAAAAUGAAUAAUUUACUAUUAGAUCUGUAAUUUAUGUGAACAAAGAUUCUAGAACUAUUAUUAGUUUCCAUUAUUAUACAGUUUUCAGUUUGAUUUAUUUCUAAUACUAGAUAUAAAUAUUGUAAUACACUGGAUGUUCACUGGACCAGCACACUACUGUAAAUGUUUAACCAUUGCAAUGAAUACAAAUACUUACAUUGUUUUAUUUUGCUGAAUAAACAACCCUUAAAGGUUUGUAGAAAGUU
This is a messenger RNA of Pungitius pungitius (ninespine stickleback), 8310 nucleotides long. It is a transcript of the gene arhgef19, whose product is annotated as Rho guanine nucleotide exchange factor (GEF) 19. The transcript is spliced from 16 exons. The coding region runs from base 3411 to 6335 and encodes 974 amino acids. Gene Ontology annotation, biological process: regulation of actin cytoskeleton organization; activation of GTPase activity. NCBI's taxonomy places the organism in Eukaryota, Metazoa, Chordata, Actinopteri, Perciformes, Gasterosteidae. Gene Ontology annotation, molecular function: guanyl-nucleotide exchange factor activity; protein binding. The record is from RefSeq and is a predicted model, not a curated record.